AUGCAUGAAGGGCCCGUGCAUAAGCCGGUGCAUACUCUGGUGGGGGCCCAGGUCAAAGAUGAACGAUCAGCGAAUGUUUUGGCGUCGUGCCAUCGGGGUCAGCUCGACGUCCCACCGAGCAAACAAGCCUGAUUGUGCCGAAGCGUCUUGCCGCUGACCUCUGCCGUCGAGAGAACGUCGAGAACGUGGAGAGUUCGAGAAAAAGGUGUUGCGUCAUCGGCGGUUAUUACGGGGGCAGAAGGACGUCGUCGAGAGAUUGUCGGAUAUGGUUAUCGAUUUGACCCGGCUCGACCAAGCGGACCGGAGACUCUACGAAGUGUACUAUAGUGCGGUCCGCGUGAACAGAAAGAACGGAAAAGAAAAGGCUCUUUUUGUACCUAUGCUCUGUAAAACUGCAAAAAGACUGCAAAAAAGGUCUUGAAGCGGGGUGGGGUCAGAUUUUAUAAGUCGGAAUGAUGGAUAAGGGCAGCUAAAAGGGAGUGGUUCAAAAAAGGCCGCAGAAAUGCAGCAAAAAGGGUCCCUUUAUCGAGCCUUCCAUUUUCCUGGGAUUUUAAGGACUCAAGAAAUGAUGGAAAAAGGGAGUGGCAGCAAAAAUGGUGCAUAACAUGUCAUGAAAUGGCGCAAAAAGGCAGCAAAAAGGGAGCCUUCAUCACCCUAAAAGGAACAUUUCUAUGGACCUUUACGGACCCUCGAAGGUUCCUUCAGACUUUGCCUAUGAUAGAAAAAAGAGAAUCGGCUAUAUAUGGGAUAUAUAGAGUAGGGUAUAUUCAGAAGAACUUAUUGGAAGGAAAUUAAAAAAUUCCUUUAAAUUGGUCUUCACGUAAUGGAACUGCAUAGACAGAUUGUGAUCUAUAAAAUAAAAAUUAAAUUUGCAGGCAAACUUUAAAAAUCCAUAGGUAAAGUCGGAAAGGGUGGAAAAAGUUCCUUUUUGCUGCCUCUCCCCUUUUCCACCAUUUCUUGAGCUUUUACAAUUCUAGAAAAAAAAGGGACUCUUUUUGCUGCUUUUCUGUAGCCUUUUUUGAGCCUUUUUUCUGCCUUUUUAUGGCCUUUUUUUGAGCCUUUUAGCGGCCAUUUUUCACCAUUCUUGCCCGAGUAAUUAUUUGAAAAUUCUUCAGAAGUUUUUUGCUAUUAGUGUACCUUUAUCCCACUUUUUCUCUUUCCGGUUUCUAGACCUCUUUAUAAAUUUGUUAACUCAAAUAAGGUGCUCAAGGAAUGUCGCUUUCAACCUAAGCGGUUACUUCUAUGACCAAAACAACAGAAUAGAUGAUCCUUUGAGUCCAAAAAGCAAUUUUUUGGCUCGUCAGUUUUUUGAAAUAUUCCACUUCAUUCUCAAAGUUUCAAAUCGUAGCUCGACUUUUUACGAGUUUUAGGUGCACCCAAGCGUUAUUCUGUUUGAAGGAUGAUGGGUCAUUUCUUAUGGGAACUGAAUUUCGAUUCCUACAACGUCGAAUUCGGACCAUUUGGAGUCGGAAAAACACUUAAAGUUUCUCCCAGAAAAGUUUAUUUUGAAUCGUGCAUAUUUCAAACUCUUAACUAAACAUGAAUUAGUUUUGAAGGGCUCACUUCAACUGUAGUUUUGCAUGGGAACGAAAUUUCGGCUCAUUAAGUAUAGUAUAGAGUCGAAUUCGGAUUACUUUAUGUUAGGAAAACACUUGUUAGCGGUAUAAAAUUAUCGAAAAUCUUUAAAUUUUUUUUGAAUCUUUCAAAGAAACUCAGAAAGCAAGGUUUAAGUUCUAACUUCAACUUAAAAUGUGAUACGAGUUCAUUUCAAGUGUUUUCGCCAUUUCUCAAUCUGCACGACAAAUACAAAAAAUAAAAAAUCAAUACAAUCGAAUAAAUCUAAUAGCUGGAGAAAAGUAGUGUCUGAAUAAAAAAAAAAUUGAUUUAUACUAAUAUUUAAGUCCAUAAGCUCUCCAAUCAGUUUCUGAACUUCUAAAAGCAGACCUGAAUAUUAAUUUUGAAGUUUUUUUCACAUUUUGACAGAGUAUCAACUUUAUCUAAAUGCAUCUCCAACGACAAAAAAACAAGUUAGAAGUUGAAUUUUUGUUUUAACUAAUGAUUUUUUUCACUUUAUUUUCAAAUAACCUGUUUUUUUAUAACGAUAACCACUGUUUUGAGGAGCUUAUAAGAGAACCUAAAUUUUAACUAUACAUUUCUCGACGCAAUAACGAAAAAUCCUUCAAUUUAUAAGUCGCUAAAUUCAGACGUUGUUUUUUAAACCAGCGUAACUGUUAGUAAGAAAAAAUUCCCUUAUUGAAAAAAAAAGUAAUAAUAAAAUUUCAGCUUUUAACUUUUUUUUCUUAUUGGAGAAGAAUUCAGAUAAAGUUGACAUAUCUUCAUAAAAAAAACUGAUAAGUUUCAACAUUAAUAUUUAGACCUACUUUUGAAGUUCAGAUAUUAGGGAGUGGAUGAAAAAGGAAGCGAAAAACUUCAAAGAAAAAAAAUGUUUGUUCAGAAGAAGUAGUGUAUAGCCAGUACUGUAGUCUUACUCUAGCCUUACUGUAGUAUUACUGUAGUUUGGUUUACUGUCAGGUAGCGUGUCAGGGAGAGAGCUACUACACACAACUAGAAAAUCACUUAUCGAUUGGAUUUUUUAAUAAUUUUUAAUUUGGAAGCUUCCUAACUUUUCUGUUUCGGAAAAUCAAUUCACAGAUCAAUUCCUGUAGUUUUUUUUCUCGAAGUGAUAUCUACCAGAGGAAUUUCUUGUGUCCUUUUUCAAGUUCUUAGAAAACUUUUCGACUAUAAGCUUGGAAGAUAUUUUUCUUAUGUUUUUAAAAGACUUAGAAGACUCUUAGAACUAAAUACUUACGUAAAAUCUUGUCUUGCGACUCCAAAAUGGUCAGAGGGUUUUUUAAACUAUAAAACUUGGAGAAGCCUUGUCUUGGAUCUCCAAGAGCAUCCACAGGUGCAAUAAUUCAGAAGUAUUUCUUCAUUCCCCGUCCAUUUUUUGUAUUCUCGAUCUUUCUCCAAUUGUACUACUACAAGUAAGGCAUGGGGGCAAAAUCGAUGACCCAUAAAAGGAGGCGGAGCAUCAUGGUACCCAUAGGUACCGCCCCCCUGCCCUCCGCGCGACAUGUAUAAAUAGGCUCGCGUUGGUCCUCAUCCUCAUCCUCUUCUCAUCACUCGACCAGCAGCAGCUGACCUCGCCUCGCCAGAUGUCGUGCUCCCUCCCUUCCCCAUUCAGCUGCUGAUGCUCCCUCCAACCACCCCAGAAGACCCAUUAAUUCACAUUGAUCGUUCUGCGGAACGCGGGAUUUCGCCAGCGGUGGAAACGGUUCACGUCUUUCACCGGGUAAAAUCACGCACUCGGCGGUAG
Messenger RNA from Caenorhabditis auriculariae, 3316 nucleotides. NCBI's taxonomy places the organism in Eukaryota, Metazoa, Nematoda, Chromadorea, Rhabditida, Rhabditidae. The record is from the annotation of a GenBank genome assembly.